This is a messenger RNA of Paramecium primaurelia, 461 nucleotides long. The record is from the annotation of a GenBank genome assembly. NCBI's taxonomy places the organism in Eukaryota, Ciliophora, Oligohymenophorea, Peniculida, Parameciidae.
AUGUUUCUUAAUUUAUUAUAAUUAUUUAGAGGUGAUAAGUAAAUUGAUCAUCCAAUUCUUGGUCAGAUGUCAUGUAAAAGCUUAUAAGAAGCAUACAAAAACUGUAUGAGUUUCAUUGAUAAUGAAUAGUAUCAAUAAAAAUAAUGUCGACCUUAUUAUAAUUUAUGUAUAUUGUAAUAUGAUUAAUUGUUUAGCUGUGUCUUGUUUUUAAGCAAAAGAUGAUGUAGAAUUUUAAUAAUUUAUAGAUGAUAAAAUAGAUGAGAGAAGAAGACUAAUAAAAGUAAAAUUAAUCUUUAUUGUAGUUUUUAAGAGAAAAUAAAUCAUAAUUGCCAGAAUUGUAAAAGUCAAACUAAUAAUAAUUUUUUAAUUUGUUUUAAUUUGUAGAUGAUGAAUAAGGACAAGAAGAAUAAGCUAAAAACUUUUAUUAAAAAUAAUAAUAAGAGAAUAAAAAGUAUUUAUGA